AUGACUGAUGGCGAGGGGAGAGUGCGCUUUCAGUACGCAGAGAGCCCGGAGGGGCAGGAGGAGGCGCGGGAGGAGGUGAGGCUCGCUAUACCGACGCCCUGCAGGACCGACGCCCCGGGUCAUGAUGCUGACCCUGGAGGAGGCCGGGAUGAGGAGGAAGAAGAGGAGGUGGAGAGGACGAGGAGGAGGAGGGGUACCGGUCGGGGAGAUGGAGCGGAAUGGAGUCCUGAGGUUCAGGAGCACGAAGACCAGGAACCAGAGCUGGAGGUGGAAACUGGACCGACAUUGGGAGUUCGCAUCAGGGCUCCUAUUCGGGACCCUGACUGUGUGUCGGAGGAGGAGGAGCAGCAGCCGUACCCGGGCCUGACCCCCGUGGCCUUCUUCUGCUUGAAGCAAACCACGAGGCCUCGCAACUGGUGUCUCCGCGUCGUCUGUAACCCGUGGUUCGAGCACGUGUCCAUGCUGGUCAUCCUGCUCAACUGCGUCACUCUGGGGAUGUUCCAGCCCUGCGAAGACGUCGCCUGUCAGUUGGAGUGGUGCCGAAUCCUAGAGGUAUUGGACGACUGUAUCUUUGCUUUCUUUGCCGUGGAGAUGGUCAUCAAGAUGGUUGCCCUGGGAAUUUUUGGCCCCAAUUGUUACCUUGGCGACAAGUGGAACCAGCUUGACUUCGUCAUCGUCAUGGCAGGGGUGAUGGAGUAUUCUCUGGACGGACAUAAUGCCAGUCUGUCAGCCAUCCGUACCGUCCGAGUGCUCCGGCCUCUGCGGGCCAUCAACAGAGUACCAAGUAUGCGGAUCUUGGUGACAUUGCUGUUGGAUACCCUGCCCAUGCUGGGAAACGUCCUCCUCCUCUGCUUCUUUGUCUUCUUCAUCUUUGGCAUUGUGGGAGUCCAGCUGUGGGCGGGACUUCUGCGCAACCGCUGCUUCCUGGAAGAGGACAUCAUAACAAUGUACAACUUGUCCAUAAGUCCUUACUACAUGUCGGAGGAAGGUGAAGACAGCCCAUUCAUCUGCUCGGCUCCCCGAGAGAACGGGAUGCUGCGCUGCAACAGCGUGCCGCCCCACGCAGAGGGCGGGGCCAACUGCAUGGCCGGCCUGCCCCCAAGUUCGGCUCUGAUUGGAAGUGUUAACGGCUGCAUUAACUGGAACCAGUACUAUAAUGUUUGUAAACCCGGGGACCUCAACCCUCACAAGGGAGCUGUCAACUUUGACAAUAUCGGCUACGCCUGGAUAGCCAUAUUCCAGGUCAUCACUCUGGAAGGAUGGGUAGAUAUCAUGUACUAUGUCAUGGACGCUCACUCCUUCUACAAUUUUAUAUAUUUUAUACUGCUCAUUAUCGUGGGCUCUUUCUUCAUGAUCAACUUGUGCCUCGUGGUCAUCGCCACCCAGUUCUCCGAGACAAAGCAGAGGGAGAACGCCCUGAUGAGGGAGCAGCGCGCUCGCUACAUGUCCAACGACUCCACGCUCGCCAGCUACAGCGAACCAGGCUCGUGCUACGAGGAGAUGCUGCGCUACAUCAGCCACCUUUAUCGCAAGUUCACACGCAGACUGCAGAGGAUAUACUCUGGAUGGCACAGUAAAAGGCGUAAAAAGGUGAAUCCUAACGGCAGUGGCGGAGGCAGCAACGGCGGGGGUAACGGACACGGACACGGCUCCAGCAGAGGCUGUGGAGGCCUGGGCCCCGGCAGCGCGUUGUGGUUGAGACCGAUCCACAACCUCCUGCAGCACCAUCAGCACCAGCACUGUCGCCUCAGCAACGGGGGGCAGCACACCACCAGCGCGGCGACCACCACCGAGCGUACGGACGGAGAGGGAGGGGAGGAGCUGGAGAUGAAGUCGCUUCCUGCUCGGAGAGGAAGUACAAACAGGAACGGCGGCGAGGCGUCCGGCGUCGCCCAAGGCAUGGGGGCGCUGCUGGGCCGGCUGAACGGGGGGAUGAACUAUCCCACCAUACUGCCCUCGUUUGUGUGCAGCUACAGCAGCAAGACGCCGCCCCCAUCCAAGCAGUGCGGGCCAAGUCCAGAGCAGCACCCGCCGAACCACCCGGCAUCCGAACACACAGAGACACUGAACAAGCUCUACCAGCUCAUGGGACAGCACAGUCGCCAGAGGCUACUGUACCAGCUGGCGGGCGUGGUGCCCAGCCCUCUGCUCCUGGAGCUGCUCAGCUGCCCAAUGUGUGCCCGCAGCCUGGAGACCCUGGAGCUGGAGCUGGGAGACCUGGAGGGAGGCAGGGGAGAGGCUGACGGACUGCACGACUUCCCCCAGGGGGGAGAUCUGAGAGGCAGGCGAGGUCGGAGCCGACGGCGAGGGGUCAGGGAGUACAAGAACGGAGUGGUCCGGGCCUGGGUGGCCUUCAGGGACAAACUGAAAAGGAUUGUGGAAAGCAAAUACUUCAACCGAGGGAUCAUGAUCGCCAUCCUCGUCAACACUCUCAGCAUGGGGAUCGAGUACCACGAGCAGCCCGAGGAGUUGACUGACGUGUUGGAGAUCAGUAACAUCGUUUUCACCAGCAUGUUCGUCCUGGAGAUGGGCUUCAUGAUGCUGGCUUUUGGCUUUUUUGGAUACAUCAGGAACCCAUACAACAUCUUCGACAGCGUCAUUGUGAUCAUCAGUGUGUGGGAGAUAAUCGGUCAAGCAGACGGCGGGUUGUCAGUCCUGCGAACAUUUCGUCUGCUUCGGGUUCUGAAGCUGGUUCGCUUCCUGCCCGCCCUGAGGAGACAACUGGUGGUGCUGAUGAAGACCAUGGACAACGUGGCCACGUUCUGCAUGCUGCUGAUGCUUUUCAUCUUCACCUUCAGUAUUCUGGGUAUGCAUCUGUUUGGCUGUAAAUUCAGUGUGAGGAUGGAGAACGGAGACACUAUCCCCGACCGCAAGAACUUUGACUCUCUGCUCUGGGCCAUCGUCACUGUAUUCCAGAUUCUUACCCAGGAGGACUGGAACGUGGUGUUGUAUAACGGCAUGGCUUCCACCUCUCCAUGGGCGGCGCUCUACUUUGUUGCUCUCAUGACUUUUGGCAACUACGUGCUCUUCAAUUUACUCGUAGCCAUCUUGGUAGAGGGCUUCCAGGCUGAGGGUGAUGCUAAUCGGUCGGAGUCAGAUGACGAGAAGAAAUCGGACAACUUCUCCGAGGACGAGAAGGUAGAACAGCUCAGAGACACUGAGCUAAAAAUGUACUCCCUGAUGAUGACCGCCAACGGUCACGUUGACCCGCGAGGCUCGAUGGCUCCUCCUAUAAUCAUGCGUACGGCAGCCACUCCUAUGCCGACCCCCAAGAGCUCUCUGGGACCGGAGUCGGUCCUCGAAGAGGAGCUCAUGUACAGGGAGGGGGUGCCUCAGUACGGCGAGGUGGGACUGGGGUUUUCCGAUGUGGGAAGCAUCCAUGCAGAGUCUCGCCGUGGAAGCUCCACCUCCAUGGACCCUUUAGCCUAUGACCAGCAUUCUCUGGGCCUCUCGAGUCCCGGCCGGCGCUCCCCUCUUCCUCCCCGCUCAUGGGGAAGCCGGCGCUCCAGCUGGAACAGUCUGGGAAGAGCACCGAGCCUCAAACGGCGAGACACCAGCGGGGAGAGAGAGAGCCUGUUGUCCGGGGAGGGGGGAGAGGAGGAAGACGGUCGGGAGGAAAAGGGGGAAGCCGGGGUGAACAACCGACUGCGACAGGAGUCCUUGGAGCUGCUGCAGGCGUCCACUCUCUGCCCUUCCAUAAUAACGGAGUAUGGGGACUGUAACGGCAGGACCCUGACCUAUGACCCCACCGUGAACGCCGAGCCCAAGGAAGACUCCUUGAAUGAGGAUGACAUAGACGAAGACAGUUCUUUCUGGUUGUGGCUGAAAAAAGAGAUUCUGAACAUGAAGCCCCUCUGGUGCAAAGAGCACGAAGACUGGACGCUGUAUUUGUUCUCUCCAGAGAGCAAAAUCCGUGGGUGGAGCCAAAGUGUGAUCUCUCACAAACUGUUCGACCACAUUGUUCUGGUUUUCAUCUUCCUCAACUGCAUCACCAUUGCUCUGGAAAGACCUGAUAUAAAGAUGCAAAGCAAUGAGCGAAAGUUUCUGAGUGUGUCCAACUACGUGUUCACUGUGAUCUUCCUGGCGGAGAUGGCCAUUAAGGUCAUUGCUCUCGGUUUCUGCUUUGGGAAGCAGACUUACCUCCAGUCCAGCUGGAACGUUCUGGAUGGUUUGUUGGUGUUUGUGUCUCUGGUCGACAUUCUGGUCUCUCUGGCUUACACCGGCGGAAACAGGAUCCUGGGCAUCCUCAGAGUCCUGCGCCUGCUACGAACACUACGCCCACUGAGGGUGAUCAGCCGAGCUCCGGGUUUGAAGCUUGUCGUGGAGACGCUCAUCACUUCUCUCAGACCCAUCGGGAACAUCGUCCUCAUCUGCUGCGCCUUCUUCAUUGUCUUUGGCAUCUUGGGGGUUCAGCUGUUCAAAGGGAAGUUCUACCACUGUGAAGGUCUGGACAUGAAAAACGUCACCAACAAGUCGGACUGCCUGGAGGGCCACUACCGCUGGAUACGGAGGAAGUACAACUUUGACAACCUGAUUCAGGCUCUGAUGUCUCUGUUUGUGCUGUCCUGUAAGGACGGCUGGGUCAACAUCAUGUAUGACGGGCUGGACGCAGUGGGAGUCGACCAACAGCCUGUGAGGAACCACAACCCCUGGAUGCUGCUCUACUUCAUCUCCUUCCUGCUCAUCGUCAGCUUCUUCGUCCUCAAUAUGUUUGUCGGUGUCGUGGUGGAGAACUUCCACAAGUGCCGGCAGGACCAGGAGGAGGAGGAGGCUCGCCUACGGGAGGAGAAGAGGCUCAAAAUGAUAGAGAAAAAGCGCAGGAGUAAGGAGAAUGAAGGGGCUGAGGCCAAGCAGAGGCCCUACUACGCCGACUACUCCCCCCUGCGUCUGUACAUCCACACACUGUGUACCAGCCACUACCUGGACCUCUUCAUCACCUUCAUCAUCUGCAUCAACGUCUUCACCAUGAGCAUCGAGCACUACAAUCAGCCUCAGUAUUUAGAGGAGGUUCUGAAGUACUGUAACUACGUGUUUACCUGCAUCUUCGUCGUCGAGGCCCUGCUCAAACUUGCGGCGUUCGGCAUACACCGGUUCUUCAAAGACAGGUGGAAUCAGCUGGAUAUUGCUAUAGUGGCGCUGUCCAUCGUGGGCAUCACCCUGGAGGAGCUGGAAAUGAACGCGGCUCUGCCCAUAAAUCCUACCAUCAUCAGAAUCAUGAGAGUGCUCAGGAUAGCACGAGUGCUGAAGCUCCUGAAGAUGGCCACUGGGAUGCGAUCUCUGCUGGAUACUGUCAUGCAAGCGCUCCCACAGGUUGGAAAUCUCGGCCUCCUCUUCAUGCUGCUCUUCUUCAUCUACGCUGCACUGGGAGUGGAGCUCUUUGGCAAACUGGAGUGCACUGAACAGAACCCAUGCGAGGGUCUGAGUCGUCACGCUACCUUUGAGAACUUCGGGAUGGCCUUCCUCACACUGUUUCGAGUGUCCACAGGAGACAACUGGAAUGGGAUUAUGAAAGACACGUUAAGGGAGUGUCAACAAAACGAGCGCAACUGUCUCCCCUACCUGCCUCUGGUCUCGCCAAUCUACUUUGUCACGUUUGUGCUCAUGGCCCAGUUUGUGCUGGUCAACGUGGUCGUUGCUGUGUUGAUGAAACAUCUGGAGGAAAGCAACAAGGAGGCUAAAGAGGAUGCAGAGAUGGACGCAGAGAUCGCCUUGGAAAUGGCGAUGGAGAGGGAACGCAAAUUAAGCGCCACCUCCCACAACAGUUCAGCGGGAGGAACCUACGUUGGGCCGUGUCCAAAUUCACCUGGACAGGAGGAAGAGGAGAAGUAUGGGGACUUGCUGUCGUCAAGGAAGAUGUCCGUAUCCAGGAUGCACUCUCUGCCUAACGACAGCUACAUGUUCCGACCCGUGCGGCCUGCCAGCGCCCCCUACGCUUUGGAGGAGGUAGAUCUCAGUCCCCAACACGAGCAUUCAGGCUCACUGACGUCCGUCCACUCUCAGCCAUGUGAGGAUCGCGCCCUGCUGCAGGUUCCAGACGUCUCCCCCGUUCACCCUCAGCAGCCUCCCUCCCUCACCCUGCCCCGCAUCGCCCCGCCCACGCCCAGCGCCUCCCCGCGGGCCCUGCGCAGACAGGUGGCGGUUAAACUGGACUCUGUGGAGUCCCAGAGGUGUGAGCAACAGGAGAGGCCCAACUCUGUCCAUCUGCCUCCCCUUUCCCCCUCUCCCUCUCCCCUCAUCAUACCUCCCCCCAUCACCGCUGCCUCCUCCUCCCCCUCCUCCCCCUCCGCCCUCUCCCUCCUACCCUCUUCCCCUCCCGCCUUCCCUCCUCCCUCUCCCUCCUCUCUGCAUCCGCUGCUCUCCUCCCCCUCUUCCCUCCCUCCUACGCCGUCUUCCCCGUCGCUUCUCCUCCCUCCACCUCUCCCCCGGCUCCCCCUGCGCCCCGCCAGCCUGCGGAGACAUCGGCCGCCCUCUGCUGUCUCCCUCCGUGACCCGGCGGACGAGGAGGUGUACCACAUCACCAGCUCGGCCUGCCACGGGCGGAGGGACGAGGAGGGAGGGGGGCAGGAGGGCAGGGGGAAGGUCGGCCGUAGCCACUCCCUCUCCCCUUACGCCACCCCGCACGCUCUCAACUCCACCUCCUCACCCUCUCCUCCCCCGCUGCCGCCCUCCUCCUCGAGGAGCGUGCUCAGUCUGCUCGGGGCGGGACUGACGGACCGAGACUUUAAGAAGGGUUUGAGCGUUGACAACCAGGCCUUCCCGGACAAACCGUCAUCCCUCUCCGCCGGUUACCCUGACGACCAGCGGCGCCACUCCAUCGAGGUCUGCCUCCCACAGGCCUUCAUCUCCAACUACGACCAACACUUCGCGCGUGAGGCCCACCGGUCGGAGAAAGGUGGUCAGGCGUUUCCUGUGAGGGUGCAGUCGGUCGGCGGCGGCCACAGGAAGAAGAAGAUGAGUCCUCCUUGUAUUUCCAUCCACCCGCCCUGUGAGAGGGAACACCCUCAAAUUGCCUCGCCCACGAACCUGGCUGACUGCAGCAUGCUGCUGAGACGCAGGACGCCGUCCUACGACCUGAGCCCGCACACGCAGGACGCCUCUGCAGAUUCACAGACUCGCACGCAGAUGCACUCCCCGAUGCACACGCCGCUCCACACGCCGCUCCACGCGCCGCUGCAGGCGCACUCGCCGACGCGAACGCUGACGGCCUCGCGGGCGUCCACGCCGACACACACUCCACCUCACUCAUCCACACCCACGCCUCCACACAUCCCGAUCAGCCCGAACAUCUUCAUCCAGCCGCAUGCACCUCUCGUCCCGAGGCCUUUCUCGCAGACGCACUCCCUCUCCCCCGCAGCGAGGCACUCCUCGCUCACGGGGGAGUACAUCCCGAUCCCCCAGUUCACCUUCGACCAACCACAGUCCAGGUACAUGAGCGGCCUGUCAGCUGGCCUAUCAGACGCCGACACGGCCACCUGUUCUUCACCCUUCGACAACAGACUGGGAGGCGGUGCGGGAUUCAGUGCAAAGAAUCGGAGGACCGCCCAGUGA
Messenger RNA from Anoplopoma fimbria (sablefish), 7548 nucleotides. Its product is annotated as voltage-dependent T-type calcium channel subunit alpha-1H-like. Gene Ontology annotation, biological process: neuronal action potential; calcium ion import; membrane depolarization during action potential. Gene Ontology annotation, molecular function: low voltage-gated calcium channel activity; voltage-gated sodium channel activity. Gene Ontology annotation, cellular component: plasma membrane; neuron projection; voltage-gated sodium channel complex. Lineage: Eukaryota; Metazoa; Chordata; Actinopteri; Perciformes; Anoplopomatidae. The record is from RefSeq and is a predicted model, not a curated record.